AUGAUGAACGUGAGCCUUGAGGAUGCCGAGGGGAACUGGUCCUCAUGGCUCAACUCCUCCUACAACGGCACGUCCUGGCCCUUCGAGCCUGAAAGGAACUACUGGGCCUUGGUUUUAGUCCUUUUCCCUUUCCUCACCCUUUUCGGUAACGUUCUCGUCAUACUUGCCGUCUACAGAGAGCGGAGCCUCCAGUCCGCCACUAACUACUUCAUCGUCAGCCUUGCCCUCGCAGACCUACUUGUUGCCGUCCUUGUCAUGCCCUUCGCCGUUUACGUCCUGUUCACAGGUAGUUGGAUUAGAAGCUCUUCCGCAAGUUCCUGCGAUGGUGUUUACAUGAACCUUUCUCUAUUCCUCUGUCCUGAAAUAAAAUCCCUUUGA
This is a messenger RNA of Cimex lectularius (bed bug), 378 nucleotides long. RefSeq names its product dopamine D2-like receptor. NCBI's taxonomy places the organism in Eukaryota, Metazoa, Arthropoda, Insecta, Hemiptera, Cimicidae. Bases 1 to 378 code for a protein of 125 amino acids. Gene Ontology annotation, cellular component: membrane. The transcript is spliced from 2 exons. The record is from RefSeq and is a predicted model, not a curated record. Gene Ontology annotation, molecular function: G protein-coupled receptor activity; dopamine neurotransmitter receptor activity, coupled via Gi/Go. Gene Ontology annotation, biological process: adenylate cyclase-activating adrenergic receptor signaling pathway.